AUGACCACUGGAAAAACCAUAGCCUUGACUAGACAGACCUUUGUUGGCAAAGUAAUGUCUCUGCUUUUUAACACGCUGUCUAGGUUGGUCGUAACUUUCCUUCCAAGGAGUAAGCGUCUUUUAGUUUCAUUGCUGCAGUCACCAUCUACAGUGAUUUUGGAGCCCAGAAAAAUAAAGUCAGCCACCAAACUCCUAAAUCUCCCCAAACACUUUCUUUACACAAGGACCCCCAGGAACCCAUCUGUCGUUGGAGGCAGUGCUGUCAGACCAACCACAGGAGAGCCCUACAGAGUGUUUCCUUCAUGGUCAGAACUUUGUCUACACUUUGGUCUCCAUUCUAUCUUGAACCAGAACAUGUCUGUACCCAAGAGUCAUCUAUUUGACAAGGUGUAUGAGCACACAUCAUACCCAAUGCGCUAUUCUAGAAGCUAG
Messenger RNA from Rangifer tarandus platyrhynchus (Svalbard reindeer), 432 nucleotides. NCBI's taxonomy places the organism in Eukaryota, Metazoa, Chordata, Mammalia, Artiodactyla, Cervidae. The record is from the annotation of a GenBank genome assembly.